Drosophila ficusphila is the source of this 1423-nucleotide messenger RNA. RefSeq names its product beta-1,3-galactosyltransferase 5. The transcript has 3 exons. Bases 103 to 1365 code for a protein of 420 amino acids. Gene Ontology annotation, molecular function: hexosyltransferase activity. Lineage: Eukaryota; Metazoa; Arthropoda; Insecta; Diptera; Drosophilidae. The record is from RefSeq and is a predicted model, not a curated record. Gene Ontology annotation, cellular component: membrane.
CCAAAUUUAACAAAAUUCUAUAAACAUGAUUUUUUGUAGCUUGUGUCAAACCCACCUGGAAGAUCAAAUAAAUUGCCGGGAAAUAAGAACAAACUUCUUGCCAUGGCGGGCAGACUACUGCGAUACAUCCUUGUCCUAAUCCUUGCCAGCUUUUCUGUUGUUUCUUUCAUUUCAAAAUCAAAAACAAUGAAAAAACAUACUUUAGGUUAUAAUACCUUUAAAGAUGUUAUGUUCAAGGAUCCUCAAAUGCAGGCAGAGAUUCCCAAAACAUACUCGUUGAGGAAAUUUGAAGAAACUAUAGAAGAUUUUAACGCAAUGAAAGAUGCGACACUUCCGCUUACUUCUGAAAACCAAAAUCCAUAUGCGGAGAAUCCGAUUGCCUCAAUCCAAGGCCAUACAGAUGAAAAGGAUCACCGUCAGGAUGACGACAUAAGCCAUAAAGAAUUUUCCAUGAUGUUACUGGACUCCAAACGAAUAUUGGCAAAGAAAUCGAUGGAAUUGUUAUUUGUAGAAACCGAUGUUCCCGUUCGAAUGCCGUUAGUAGAAACCUUUUACCAACCGGGUCACAUGAAGAACAAUAUUGAUACGGAAAGGAUAUGUCCCCAGAAUGGAGUGCAUACAAAGUUGUUGGUCCUCAUCACGUCAGCACUCCACCACGAGAAGGCCAGGAUGUCCAUUCGGCAGACGUGGAUGCACUACGGCGUUAGAAGGGACGUGGGAAUGGCAUUCGUAAUGGGACAAGGUUCCAAUACGACAAUUGAUCAAUCCCUUGAACAGGAGGGCUUCAUGUACGGCGAUCUGAUAAGGGGUCACUUUUUAGACUCUUACGACAAUCUCACUCUGAAGACGAUAUCAUUGUUGGAAUGGGCGGAUCUCCACUGUCCGAAAGCCAAGUUCGUCCUCAAAACCGACGACGAUAUGUUCAUCAAUGUGCCCAAGUUGAUGUCCCUAAUGGAAACACUAAAAGCCAAUCGAUCGAUCUACGGAUGUCGAGCUGAGAAUUGGAAGCCAAUUCGGAAUAGGAAGUCAAAAUACCACAUAACCAUUGCUCAGUAUGCAAAGAAAAUCUUUCCCUAUUUCACGACAGGACCUGCUUACCUUAUCACCGGAGAUAUAGUUCACGACCUCUAUAUUCGAUCCCUGAAAACACCUUUUCUCAAGCUGGAGGACGUCUUUACCACGGGCAUUGUAGCUGAAAGUUUAAACAUUCGAAGGGUAAACGUUCGAGAGAUGGCCAAUACCCGCACAAAGUUAAAGGUGUGUCAGGUUCGCGAUAGGAUUACCAUUCAUAUGAUACAGCCCAACGAACAGUUCCAACUGUGGAAGAUGCUGCUGGACGACACCAUCAAAUGUGAUAAAAAUUGAAGUCAUCUCGUUUAAGCUGUUAGAAAUAAAAAUGGAUAUCUAUUUUCUAUUACUAUAA